AUGGAUAAAGUUCUGAAAAAUAUUUAAUAUACUUUAGGUAUUUAGUUUUAUUAGGUAGAAAUUACAUAAUAUGAAUAAAAAGAAUUGUAAUAAAUGUUUUGCGUAAUAAAAGAUAAAAUGCAUUGCCUAGAAAGUUAGAAUUACACGAUUGAAAAAGAGGUAAGAGCAUUAAAAAGUGAAAAUGAUGAACUUUAAUAUUUUAUCCAGGAAAAAAAAUAAAUUCUUAACUAAUUAAGAUCUCUAAUUGAAAUUCUUGAAGUGUCUUAAGAAGAUUAAUAACUUGAUGGGGAUUCUUUAAUAAAAAUAUAUCACAUCUUAUAAACUUAUACUCCUAGAAAACAGUAAGUAGGAAUAGAUAUACUUUUAAAUAUUUAGACGGAAGAAUAAUAAAUUUUACAAUUAAAAAAAUUGUUAUAGUCGAUCGAGAAUUAAACCAUAGCCUUAGACAUGAAUGAUUUGUUUUGGUCUUGCAUUCGUUGUAGUAAAAUAUUAUAGGAAGGUCAAAAUGAAUAAACUUGCAUUUAUCAUUCUGGCAAAUUAAAAUAUUACUCUUGCAGAUCUUGUGGAGCUGAUGAAUAUUUUACUUGUUGUCAUUAAUGUCGAGAUUGCAAUUCGGGUUGCAAAAUUGGACUACAUAAACCAUGA
Paramecium tetraurelia is the source of this 645-nucleotide messenger RNA. RefSeq lists its product as uncharacterized. The transcript has 2 exons. The record is from RefSeq and is a predicted model, not a curated record. Lineage: Eukaryota; Ciliophora; Oligohymenophorea; Peniculida; Parameciidae.